This is a messenger RNA of Fusarium redolens, 1140 nucleotides long. Its product is annotated as NADP-dependent oxidoreductase domain-containing protein. The record is from RefSeq and is a predicted model, not a curated record. NCBI's taxonomy places the organism in Eukaryota, Fungi, Ascomycota, Sordariomycetes, Hypocreales, Nectriaceae. Gene Ontology annotation, cellular component: cytoplasm. The coding region runs from base 199 to 1140 and encodes 313 amino acids. The transcript is spliced from 3 exons.
GGAGAUAAGAGUCGAGACCAUCGCUGUCAGAUAUGUUCAUUGUCAAGUCCAAACUCCGUGAGAAUGCAUCAGAUUAUCUUGAAUUUGGAUAGUAUAAAAGUGCACUUUCGAAGCCAGUAACUAUGGAUUCUCUACAGGAUAACCAGUUCAACAGCACAAACAAAUCCAAAAGACUAAAUUAUUCAAAUUCUUAUAAUCAUGUCAGCUACAACUGUCCCUCGAGUCCCUCUUGGCAAGAAUGGCCCUCUCGUCUCCCGUAUGGGCUUGGGCACAAUGGGUUUAACCCGUCCAACCUAUGGAGCUAUCCCUAUCCAAGACGAAAUAUUUGCGUUCCUUGAUCAUGCUUAUGAGGCCGGUGCAACAUUUUGGGAUAGUGCUGACUACUAUAACGACUGCGAGGAAAUCAUUGGAAAGUGGUUCAAACGAACUGGCAAACGAGAUGAUAUCUUUCUUGCAACUAAGUUUGGAUACGUCAAGAACAGCCAGACCUUUGAGCUCAACACUUCGUAUAAGCAUGUCAAGCAAGCACGUGCUGAGAGUCUACGGCUCUUGGAUAUCGAGACUAUCGAUCUCUCUGUCACCUCAGCCACUCUCCGCAGAGCCGUCAAGAUCGCCCCAGUUGCCGCGUUUCAGAUCGGAUACUCUGCAUUCGAACUCUACUGCGAGGGAGAAAAGGGAACUCACAUCCUCGACACGUGCCGGGAGCUUGGUGUAGCCGUCGUUGCAGCAAUGCCCCUUGGCCGAGGUCUUCUGACCACUAACUUCAUCGACGGAACAGCAUCUGGACACCAAGGCAACGAUGUUAGAUAUCAGCUUAUCCCUCGAUUCAUGGGCGAGAACCGUGAGAAGAAUAUUCAGCGUGUGAGCCAGUUUAAGGGGCUGGCUGAUAAGAAGGGAAUAACUAUUGCUCAACUUGCGAUUGCGUGGCUGUCAAGGCAGGGUGAUGAUAUUAUUCCGAUUCCUGGGACUAAGAAGAUUGAGUAUUUCGAUGAGAACUGGGCUGCUCUUGAUAUAGUUCUCAGUGAUGAGGAAGAGGCUGAGAUCAGGAGCUUUGUGGAGAAAGAAGAUAUUGCUGGUAUGCCACUGCCUCCUGCUCUCGAUGGUUGGUUAUUCAGAGAUACAAAGGAGGAGUCUGGAUGA